AUGUGCACGGAGGAAGGAAAAGUAGGAUGCGGUGGAGCAAUAAGGGGAGAUGGUGGAGAAUGGCUAAAGGGCUUCUCGGUGCAACUAGAAAGAUGUGGGGUGAUGGAGGCCGAGGCGUGGGGUGUCUUGGUAGGACUGAAACUAUGCAGAGACAUGGGAUUCGAGAAAAUUGAAGUGGAAAGUGAUGCGAAGCAAGUGGUGGACCUGUUAGUGCAGAACAAAGAGCGAUGCCGAUAUAUUCAUAUUUUCCAGGAAAUUCAUGAGAUGAUGCAAGGGGAUUGGCAAAUCAAAAUCAAUCAUGUCUUUAGAGAAGGAAAUCGAGUAGCGGACAAGCUUGCUCACCUUAGUCUACAGAUUGAAUCACCAAGAAUCAUCUGGGACACUCCACCGCCUGAAGUACGGAGUAUACUCGAGGAAGAGUUAGCUGGAACUAAGUUUCCCAGAAGAGUGCUUUCUGUUUGUAAUGGUCGUGUAAUGUAA
Neltuma alba is the source of this 480-nucleotide messenger RNA. RefSeq names its product putative ribonuclease H protein At1g65750. Lineage: Eukaryota; Viridiplantae; Streptophyta; Magnoliopsida; Fabales; Fabaceae. The transcript has a single exon. The coding region runs from base 1 to 480 and encodes 159 amino acids. The record is from RefSeq and is a predicted model, not a curated record. Gene Ontology annotation, molecular function: nucleic acid binding; RNA-DNA hybrid ribonuclease activity.